AUGUUCCUAGUAGGACAUGUACAUCAUGAGAAGAAAUUUGCCAAGGAAAUUGCUAGUGUGAGUAAGAGUUAAUGGCAAUGUUUAGAACAUCUGACUCAAAACAAUUUCUUAGAACAACAGUAUUCUACAUAUACAAUGUCAUCUUGAUCUAACAGAGCACAUAUUUUCUUCCUAUUGGUAUGGGGAAUACAAUGUCUACAGUUGCAGCUGUCCAGAUUUUGGUGGGUGUAGCCAUGAAUAUGGUGGUGGUGAUGUGCAAAUUGUCCUCAAUUUUUCCAUGAAUUAGAACCUACAGUAUCAAUGUUUCAAAAAAAAAGAUUUACAUGGGGUAUACCCUUUAUAAAGAUUACACUAUGCAUUUUUUGAAGGUUCACAAACAAUCAUGCCAUGUCAUUCAACAUAGUACAUUUUUGUCCAGUGCAGUAGUGAUAUUAAUUUUAAUAUGCAAUCACACAAAAGUGCUAUAAAAUAGACAACAAUGAUUGAAUGUAUGGUCAGCAGGACUGGAUCCCAUGUGAAAACCAACAUCCAGUACAAUCAUGUCCGAUGUAAAAAAAUAUAUGCUGCUACCAAAAAGUUCAUCUGGAGAUGCCUGAUUAUGAAUUACAAAACAACAAUCAUCCAAUAACUCAAUCCCGGUAGCAUUUUGAUAUAAUAAUGAAAUCAGUUUUAUCCUUGACUGAAUCUAGUACUGAGGUCAUUAAAUUAGAUUUCAAGUACUAUAUUUGCCUAUACAUGUCUAGACUUUCCAAAGUCCUUUCCAGGCCCUUCUAUGGCGCGCUUCACUUCGUCGCUCGGGUCGCGCGCUCGGCGCUCCCUCCCCCAUGGUCGACUUGUGGCAAGUCUAAUACAUGUCUUGAACAAGUUGAACUAUAAAAUUCAGAGAUUCCAUAUUUUCUCAGACAGUAAAUGAAUGUAAUUGCCCUAGCUUAAAAAUUGGCACAAAUUCACAGCGAAUUAGAGAUCCAGGCUCGACUCUGGAGAACGAAAUAAUCAAAUGUAUAAACAAAUAUUUACCUUUAUAUGUACGACAUGGCGAAGCGCUUGGCUGAAUUUCAAAUAAACACACUUUAAAGGCAUCCUUGUUGGCGUAAUAUUCUUUCCUUCUUCUCAUAUUGUUUCAAUGAUUUGUUAUUAAUCGGAUUUCACUUCAUAAAAGUCACAAAUCGUUGAAAAUCUCUUCGAUAAUGUGCAUUCCCACUCCUUGUAUCAACAAAUAUAGAAUCGCGCGUAUAUUACGCAAUCGGACUGGAAACCAUGGAAACGAGAGAUAAGUAGUCUACCAAAACAAAAAGAAUCGCACAUGCGCAGCACGGACUGUAACCCGUCUUUAAGUAUCCUUCAUCAGAGGAUUUUGUUGAAGAUUUAUGUUUUUGUCCGAAACAGCCAUAUCCUAUUGCUCUUCUAGACCUCGAAUUCUUUUCUUUGCGUUAUUUCUUUCAUUCCAGUGAGAGCGGGAGUUUAACGUGAAUGUUCUGAUAUCUGAAUUAGGUAUUAAAGCAAUAGACCUUCUUCAUGCCGCAAGUCACCUAGAUAAACGCCAUGACUUUGAGUUGGGAUCAAUGCGUUCCGGGUAUUUGGCAAUGAAAGUUUACGAUGAAACAGAUGUGUUGAAUGAAAUGACCACACAGGAAAAAUCUGAACAUCUUGACUACACUAUUGAUUUGCUGCCUGCAAGGAUCAUUGCGAAGUUCUUUGAUAACGUAUACUGGAUUUUUAGUUUUCGUGCCAUUUUACAUUUGAACUAUAACCCCACCACACUACAACUAGUCCGGAAUGAAUCACUGCCCCUGUUAUUCUUUUCGUAUCCAAUUGAUUUUCCCCAUUUCGACCAUAAAAUAUUUGAAUUUUGUGUAAACAAAUGAUUGACGGCAGAUGUAUGUGUUCCUCAAUUCUUUGAGAACACCAAGGGCUUUGACUCGUCCAUCUGCUGGAACGAAGAUGUCUAAGAGUAUUUUAGAAAAUUGAAGUCAGGCGAAAAGAAUGUUAUCACUUUGGAGUCCCUUAAAGAGAAGCCAUUUUAUCCAGAAGAAGCUAAAGUGUCGGAAUUUACAUUGGAGAUCAUUCAGAAACCUCUUUCAGGUAUUGAUUACAAAUAUUCUUGUAAAUCUGCAAGUGUGCAUGGUGAAAAAAUUAUCUUUGAUAUAAAGUUGAUUAAGCAUAUUUUUAAAAUUAAAAUGGCUUUGGAAAAAACCUACUGUAGUUUGUUAUAUAUGAAAGCAAUACACCUCAUCGUAUAGGCUGUAUUCUGUGAGCAAAAAAGUUGCUUAGAAAACGAGUUUUGUUGCCUCACUUCGGGCACUACUUUAAAAUUGCACGAAUUUAUAGAUUCUGAUAUGCCUGGCACGAAUUUAUUCAUGAAAACCUGCAAUUUCUUCAUAUUUUACGAUCAAACAUCAUCAUUUUCUAUUAAAAUUAGCACUAUUUUUUUUAAACUUCAUGUUAUGCACAGUUAUUGUACUAGUUCAAAGGCGGGGGAAAGGGGUGGGGGGUAUCACGCGGUUCAUCUCAAUAUGAAAUUGUAAAGAUUCUUUAAUCAAGAAUUUUACAGAUUCUAAACUUGUCCUACAAUUUUCGGGGGAUAUUGUCUUGCACAAAUUUUUUAUCAACAACGAACAAGGAGCGCACGAUAUUCGAUAGAUCUCCAGGACCCAGAUGUAUUUUAUUUAACACAAAUUGACCAUUUGCAGCAGUUCUUUCAAAAACUAGCUCAUGAACGAAAUCUGAAUUUUUUCCUGUGGGGCAUUAAGUGCUAUGACCACAAAGACGAUCAUAGGUUUAAAUUUGUUCGCGCUAAUCUUUCGACACACUUUUUUUAAGAUCUAACUGCGAAAAAUGGCUGUAAUAGGCCCUUUGGCUGCGAUUCCGGUGUAGCGCUCUAACGAGCUGUGCUAUACAGAGACCAGUUGCUAAGCCUUAACCACAGAUUCAUGUAUAUAUAUAUAUAUAUAAUCGAACCUGCCAGAGGGCCUAAAGUUGCAUUUUUUGCAACUGCUCCUAGUUGUUAUGUCUAAAAAAGUGUAUAGAAAUUUAGGUUUGAAAACUCAAUCUAAAAAACCAUUCACUAUUAGUUGUAUCGAACGAGAUUCCCAAAAUGUCGAUACAAGAAUCUUUAUUAAUAUACUCUUUGCAAUUUCAUAUAUAAUUCAACAAUAAACCCAAAAUCUGAUGCAAUAUAGAACGAUAGAUUAAUUAGCCUUUCUCACGUCGCCAUUUUUGGGUGGCUUUUCAGCUGAAGUUUUCGAGCUUGAAAAAUAUGCCCGGAUCCCACCGUGGCCGAGCAUAUUUUUCUAGCUCGCCCGGUGUGGAUAUACACUCAGAGUAACACCAAAAAUAUGAUAUUCACCUGAGUACACUACACCAACACAGAAAAAAUUCAUAUUAAUAGAAUACAUUGGUAUCGAAGGAACUAGAUUCUGUUCCGAAAUAUCACUUACUCGAACCGUCCUGACCGCGUAGCUCAGUUGGAAGAGCAUUGGGCUAGUAUUCCAAAGGUCGUAGGUUCGAAUCUCACCGUGGCCGGGCAUAUUUUUCAAGCUCGCCCGGUGUGGAUAUACACUCAGAGUAACACCACAAAUAUCAUAUUCACCUGAGUACACUACACCAACACAGAAAAAAUUCAUAUUAACAGAAUACAUUGGUAUCGAAGGAACUAGAUUCUGUUCCGAAAUAUCACUUACGUACUCGAAUCGUCCUGACCGCGUAGCUCAGUUGGAAGAGCAUUGGGCUAGUAUUCCAAAAGUCGUAGGUUCGAAUCCCACCGUGGCCGGGCAUAUUUUUCAAGCUCGCCCGGUGUGGAUAUACACUCAGAGUAACACCACAAAUAUCAUAUUCACCUGAGUACACUACACCAACACAGAAAAAAUAAAUAUAGUACAGUUUUCAAGGGGCAAGGAAAAUUAAACAAUCGACAAAUUAAACUUCAUAUCCGAGACGAUGUCAAACCAGUUAGGCAGCGGCAAAGAUGUAUACCAUAUCAUGUGAGAAAGGAUGUUUCUAAGGAACUAAAGAAACUAGAAGAGCAAGACAUUGUCGAGAAAGUUGCCAAUCAACCCACACCAUGGAUAUCUCCAAUAGUCGUCACGCCAAAGAAAGACGGAGGUAUUAGACUGUCUAUGUGUAGACAUGAGGGAAGCAAACCAGGCAAUCGAGAGAGAGACACACACAAUGCCAACUUUACAAGAUUUUAAAGCUGAGGUAAAUGGAACAAAAUUCUUCUCAAAGAUUGACCUAAAGCAAGCAUAUCACCAGCUCGAAUUACACCCGGACAGUCGAUUCAUUACAACGUUUUCUACCCAUGCAUAUGAAGGACUGUUCCAGUAUAAAAGAUUAAAUUACGGUACGAACAGUGCAGCCGAGAUAUUCCAAAAUGUGCUACAACAAAACCUUAGCGAUAUCAGAGGAGUGAUCGAAAAACCUGGUGGAUGA
Molecule: messenger RNA, 4428 nt
Organism: Paramuricea clavata
Lineage: Eukaryota; Metazoa; Cnidaria; Anthozoa; Malacalcyonacea; Plexauridae
Source: the annotation of a GenBank genome assembly